Molecule: messenger RNA, 1030 nt
Organism: Sinocyclocheilus rhinocerous
Lineage: Eukaryota; Metazoa; Chordata; Actinopteri; Cypriniformes; Cyprinidae
Product: beta-crystallin B3-like
Exons: 6
Coding region: 135-884 (249 amino acids)
Biological process (GO): visual perception; lens development in camera-type eye
Molecular function (GO): structural constituent of eye lens
Source: RefSeq, a predicted model, not a curated record
CCUCCACUCGCCCAGCGCACCCUCACCUCCAUACACACUCCUCACACACACACACCCUCAUACACACACACGCUGAGAGAGAGUGGAGGGGUGAGAACUGCUGAAGGUGAAGGACGGGAGAAACAGGUGGAGAGAUGUCGGAUCAGCAGGGAGUCCCAGAUCAGCAGGUUGCUGGGAAGAGUCAAGGAGGAGCAGGAGCGGUUUACAAGGUCUCACUGUUUGAAUUCGAGAACUUCGGUGGAAAAAAGGUCGAGCUGUCAGCAGAAUGCAAGGACUUAAUUGAGAAGAACUUGGAAAAAGUUGGAUCAAUCAUAGUUGAGUCUUGCCCAUGGGUCGCCUUUGAGCAGAAGGGCUUUCUGGGAGAGCAGUUUGUUUUGGAGAAGGGAGAAUAUCCUCGCUGGUCCUCCUGGACCAACAGCCAGAGGAGCUACUGCCUCCUGUCCAUGAGACCUCUGAGAGUGGACAGCGCAGACCACAAACUACAUCUGUUUGAGAACUGCAGCUUUGCCGGGAGAAAGAUGGAAAUCGUGGAUGAUGACAUUCCCAGCUUGUGGGUUCACGGCUUCCAGGACCGUGUGGCCAGUGCCAAAGCUGUCAACGGAACGUGGGUGGGCUACAUGUACCCUGGCUACCGCGGGCGUCAGUUCGUGUUUGAACAUGGCGAAUACAAACACUGGAACGACUGGGGAGCCACAGAACCACAGCUGCAGUCCGUCCGGCGUGUGCGUGACAUGCAGUGGCACAAACGGGGCUGCUUCACCGUCCCCGACCCGGCUCCCAAACCCAAACCCAAUCCCAACCCUAAUCCAAACCCAAACCCAAACCCCAGUCCCGCUCCCGCCCCCGCUCCCGCUGCCCCAUCCGCCAUGGCUGCCAGCAGCUGAAGGAGAACGGCCAGCCCUGCCGAUGACCUCUGCCCUGCACCUGCUCAGAGGACCACGAAGAAAGCUCGAAAGCAAAAGUGACUGCCUUGCCUCUUGUGUGUCUAUCAUUGGAAAUAAAGGCCUCGGCCCCAUGCUUUGAUCUCUGA